Molecule: messenger RNA, 2307 nt
Organism: Scedosporium apiospermum
Lineage: Eukaryota; Fungi; Ascomycota; Sordariomycetes; Microascales; Microascaceae
Product: Glycoside hydrolase family 5
Exons: 2
Coding region: 1-2307 (768 amino acids)
Biological process (GO): ergosteryl 3-beta-D-glucoside catabolic process
Molecular function (GO): steryl-beta-glucosidase activity
Source: RefSeq, a predicted model, not a curated record
AUGGCCAACUCCUCCUUCCGUCUAACGAUUGAGGACGGUCAGUUUCGAGACGCUCAUGGCCGCCAAGUCGUUCUGCGCGGCAUCAACUGCGCCGCCGAUGCUAAAUUUCCCAGCACCCCCGAUCAGACAUCAUAUGUCGGCGACGACUUCUUCGAGGGCGACAACGUCAAGUUCCAUGCUCGACCGUUCCCCCUUUCCGAGGCACACGAGCACUUUUCGCGCCUAAGACGUUACGGGUAUAAUUCACUACGGUAUAUAUUCACGUGGGAGGCGAUCGAGGCGGCGGGACCGGGGAAAUACGAUGAGGAGUGGAUUCAACACACGAUUGAGGUGCUGAGAGUAGCUGGCUCUUAUGGCUUUUACAUUUUCCUAGAUCCUCAUCAGGAUGUUUGGUCUCGAUUCUGCGGAGGGUCCGGCGCCCCGAUGUGGACGAUAUACGCAUGCGGGCUGAACCCUCAGAGUUUCGCCGCGACCGAAGCCGCUAUCGUUCAUAACAUAUACCCCGAGCCCGACGAAUUCCCCAAGAUGAUUUGGUCGACGAACUAUUUCCGCCUCGCGGCCGUUACGAUAUUCACCCUAUUUUUCGGCGGCAAGGAUUUUGCGCCCAAGUGCAUAAUUAACGGCAUGAAUAUCCAGGACUAUCUUCAGUCCCACUUCAUCAAUGCUUGCGCGCAUUUGGCGCGACGGAUCCAUGAGGCUGGCGAUCUUGAGGAUGUUGUAGUAGUAGGAUGGGAGAGUAUGAAUGAGCCCAACCGAGGCCUCGUGGGAUACGCCGACUUGAAUGUGAUCCCCAAAGAGCAGAAACUGAAGAAGGGUACCUGUCCUACGAUUUGGCAAUGUCUUCUCACCGGAUCAGGAAGGGCGUGCGAAGUUGAGACGUGGGAUAUGGGUGGCCUUGGUCCAUACAAGGUCGGCACGACCUUGAUCGAUCCCCACGGUGAGAAGGCCUGGCUGCCAGCUGAUUAUGACGACUCGAGGUAUGGAUAUAAGAGGGACGAGGGGUGGAAAUUGGGAGAGUGCAUUUGGGCGCAGCACGGGGUCUGGGAUCCCGAAACAGACACCCUUCUGCAAAAGGACUACUUUGCGAAGAACCCGCGAACGGGCGACGUAAUUGAUUAUCCCAACUUUACCAACACUUACUUUAUGGACCUUUACCGCAAAUGGAGAGACGCCAUCCGUACCCAUCAUAAGGGCUCGUUACUCCUUAUGCAAUAUCCGACUCUUGAGCUCCCACCAGAGAUAGCCGGUACCGAGGAUGAUGAUCCAAAGAUGGCAUAUGCUCCCCACUUCUACGACGGCAUCACCCUCAUGACUAAAAAAUGGAACCGGACAUGGAAUGUGGAUGUCGUUGGAGUGCUACGUGGAAGGUAUCUCCAUCCCGUCUUCGCAAUCAAGGUCGGCGAAGCUGCUAUCCGGAAUUCCUUCAAGGACCAACUUGCCUCGCUGAGACAGGAGGGCAAGGACAGAGUUGGGAACCACCCUUGCGUACUCACGGAAUUUGGCAUUCCCUACGACAUGGAUGAAAAGAAAGCAUACGAAACAGGGGAUUAUUCGAGCCAGUCUGCAGCACUGGAUGCGAAUUAUUACGGAGUCGAAGGCGCGCUCAUGGAGGGUACCUUCCUCUGGGUGUACGUAGCCGGUAACACCCACAAGAGGGGAGAUCAGUGGAACGGCGAGGAUCUCUCUAUCCACUCUCUUGACGAUAAGCCAGCGCCGAUCUCCGCGGUUCCCAAGUCGAUCAACGGCGCUAGCUCCUCUACCCUUGUGAAAGACCGGGCUUCUCUGGACGUCGCCGACGAGAUGACCGUCACGCCCGAUAACCUCAGGCAGGUCCUCUCGACACCGUCGAUCUCGUCCGAGCCGGGCAAAGCGCCGGAGACGGCAGACACGCCUGGCUACCGAGCCGCGGAAGCGUUCAUCCGCCCAUCGCCGGUUUACGUCAGCGGUAUCGCGAAAGAGUACGGUUUCGAUCUCCGCUCCUGUACUUUCAGCCUCAAGGUCGAGGCGGAGGCUUCGACGAGCCACGACGCGCCCACGGUCAUAUUCUUGCCCGAGUUCCACUAUCCGGCCGAGUCGUGCACGGUGGAGGUGUCGUCCGGAAAGUGGGAGAUAAACUCGGAGGAUCCGCAUUGCCCGUACUUGCAGAGGCUGCUUUGGUGGCAUGCUGAGGGAACGCAGUCUCUUAAAGUUCAGGGCCUCGUGAGGAAGCAUAACGUGGUUGAAGGCACCGCUGAGGAGGAGGGAUAUUUGGAGCAGUGCUAUCAAACGUACGGGUUCGGGCCGAAUGGUAACUGCUCGGUGAUGUGA